This is a messenger RNA of Clupea harengus (Atlantic herring), 510 nucleotides long. RefSeq names its product cytochrome c oxidase subunit 7A2b (gene cox7a2b). Gene Ontology annotation, biological process: mitochondrial respirasome assembly; mitochondrial electron transport, cytochrome c to oxygen; regulation of oxidative phosphorylation. NCBI's taxonomy places the organism in Eukaryota, Metazoa, Chordata, Actinopteri, Clupeiformes, Clupeidae. The record is from RefSeq and is a predicted model, not a curated record. Gene Ontology annotation, cellular component: respiratory chain complex IV.
GUUUUGAUUAAAGGUCCCGUUGCCGGAUAUACAGGAACGCUAUUGUAGCUGAAGGCACGCACCAUCCUUCGUGUCCUUGCAUGACUCCAAAAGCCGGUUGAAGAUGUAUAAGCAGCUCAUGACAUUCCAGCAGGUGUCUCGGCGAAUGCUGAGUACCACUGCUAACAAGCAGGUGAUGAACCGGGUACCUCAGAAGCAGAAGAUGUUUCAGGAGGACAAUGGCAUUCCAAUCCACCUGAAGGGCGGCGCUACAGACGCGAUCCUCUACCGGACCACUAUGGCAUUAACCAUUAUGGGGACAGCAUAUGUCAUCUAUGAGCUGGUAAAUGCAGCCCUUCCCAAGAAGAAGUAGUUACUCCGACCUCUUGGCCUCUUCAACAUUCCUCCAAUGGUUGUACAAAAUUCAUUUUCAGGGAGUUCAUUUGUUCCGUCAUAAUGAUAUUCAUGUCAACUUGUAAUUUAUUCAAUUGUGUAUCAUGAGGACAAUAAAAUCAACCUCUCUUGAAUGGA